This is a messenger RNA of Drosophila willistoni, 2168 nucleotides long. RefSeq names its product probable G-protein coupled receptor Mth-like 8. The transcript has 6 exons. Lineage: Eukaryota; Metazoa; Arthropoda; Insecta; Diptera; Drosophilidae. Gene Ontology annotation, molecular function: G protein-coupled receptor activity. The coding region runs from base 300 to 1832 and encodes 510 amino acids. The record is from RefSeq and is a predicted model, not a curated record.
UUGGCCAUGCGGCACCGUUGGCCGCUUCCUCAGUCCAAGUUCAACCUGCGCCAGGUGCAGAUGAUCCGCUGGCCGUGAAUUAGUCCAAAAACGUUUCCUUUUGUUGUGUUUUUGUGUUGUUCUUUUUUUUUUCCUUGUUGUUAUUGUGUUUUACCUAUCCCAAAAGCCACCGUCGACGUCAUCAGUGCAUUAUUUUAUUUUCGGUUAUUUGAUUAUUUGGCAAUCGCAUAAAUUCACGCUAUUCAUAAACAUAAACAUAAACAUAAACGUAGAAAAGGCCGAAUGUAAAAGCGGCCGAAAUGUCUCUCGCAAUGGCGCAGCAGCAGCAGCAAAAACAGCCGCGACUCAUUAGACUCUUCCUCCAGUUAUUUUUAUUUACCUUGAGCUAUCGAGGCACGUGUGGCUAUUAUGAGGAAAUGCGUUAUCCUUGCGCAUUCAUUGAUACCACAAAUAUUAGCGGCAGCUAUGCCAUGGACAGCUCCUUCAAUGGCUCCUACAUUCACAAUUGGACUGUUAUACCCAGAGAAUGGGUGGCCAUCUAUGAUUUUGUGAUUGAGGAUGGUGUUCGGGUUCCAGCUCGACGACAUCUUCGGGGUUGUGUGUGCAAGCAAACGCCUUGUGUGCGAUUCUGUUGUCCCGAUGGUCAGAUCUAUGAUCUGAAUGAGAAACAAUGUAGGCAACCCCAUUCAAUGUCAGUCAACAAUUUGCCACCAGAUCACAGUCAUAUGGAUAUAGAACUAAAUAACGGUUCCCUUAGGCAUAUAGAAUUGAGAUCAUUAUAUAGCAUUCAUGUGGAAACGCCGUGUAAGCAUAUGAAGGCUCUUCGCAAAAACAUGGAAUAUGUUCAUUGGACCCUACACGAGAAUGGCACUAUAACCCAUCGUGGACAUAUGUUUACGAAGCAUUAUUGCUUCACUCCAUUACAAUUGGCCAAUGCCAGUUGGGACUGGCAGCCUUUGGCCUGUGCCCCAGAGAAACUUCAUUUCAUAUUGGGCACACGCGAAUGGACCUAUGCCAUAUGUCUCUUUAUAUCGAUUAUAUCGAUGUUUAUUGUGCUGAUUGUUUAUAUAAUGUGCUCGGAGAUGAGAAAUUCCUUCUACGGCAUGGCCAUUAAAUCAUAUGCCGUCUGUUUAAUAUUUGGCUAUGCAUUAUUGGCUUACCUGACCCUCCACGAUCCAGCGAAUAUAUCGAGAGCAGGCUGUCGUAUCAUACCUAGCUUAGCUCUGAUGCACUUGUUAUUGUCCUUCUACAUACUCAGCUUUAUAUCCUUUAAGCUCUAUCUAAGCUUUCAUGGCGUGGUGUUGACCAAAUUGAUGUUUUGGCUGAUAUUCACACCAAUUGCUUUUAUUGCGGUGGGUUGGUCCUGUUUCGUUUGCUUUAGUUAUCAUGGAUCCAAGUUGGUCUUUGGUUCCGAUACUUGUUGGUUUGAUCCUCGCAAUUGGUCUGUCAUGGUUUAUUUCUUUGCACCCAUUUUUAUAGCUUGCGCCAUUAGUGGUUUCUUCUAUGUUUUAUCGUUGAUUUAUCUUAGCGAACAGCCUGAAAUUGAGGCCGAAAAGAAUUUCGAAUCAAUUGAGAAAAAUCGUUUCAAGUCAUUUUGGAAAUUUUUUGGUUACACGGCGCUGGCCUGGUUUGUCUGUGUCUGCUCAUUUGCCUUUAACUAUUAUCGAGGUGAAAGAUCACAUUUGAAUUAUGCCGUUUGCAUUUGCAUGGCCUUCCAUGGAUUCGCUGCUCUCUAUGCUCUAAUAGGCAAAAAUCAACAGAUACAAAAUUUUCUGCGGCGUAUCGAGGAGAACAAUGAUGAUGAAAUAUCUGUGCCCAUGUCCAGUUUCUAAAAGAAUUUUUAUGUACCCAAAGCAAAUAUCAAAACAUACUUAAUGAAUCGAUUCAGGAAACUCAUUGAAUGAAAGAAGACUAUAAAAUUUGAUUUUAAAACAGGCAAUAAUACUUUUUCAACUGAAACCAGUUGAGUUUGAAAUUGGAUUAACUGAUAAGCAAUACUUAUGAGCCGUGUCGCAAACCGCUAGCAAAGACGCAAACCAGAAAGCUUUCGGUGUGCGUUUGUUGGUUUUUUUGUUGCCUACUUUGCGGCAAGUUUUGUUUCAUUUAUUGUGCCAUCAUAAUUUAUUUAGUGAAUGAAUUUCAAAACUAUUCAUCUUAAAAAAAAAAUG